Molecule: messenger RNA, 1986 nt
Organism: Ilyonectria robusta
Lineage: Eukaryota; Fungi; Ascomycota; Sordariomycetes; Hypocreales; Nectriaceae
Product: DNA helicase
Exons: 3
Coding region: 73-1902 (609 amino acids)
Molecular function (GO): RNA binding; ATP hydrolysis activity; 5'-3' DNA helicase activity
Source: RefSeq, a predicted model, not a curated record
CGCCCACCCACUCUCCAUUCUCCAUCUCUCCACCCCUCGCCAUUUUGCAUUUCCCUCUUUAGCCUUGCAGCCAUGGCCCCCAAAGACCCCGUUGAUAUUCCCGCUUUCGCCAGCACACAGCUCGCCCUGCUGGACCAGGAGCUGCAGAGCGAGAUCCUCGAGACGAGCAGCCUCAUUGCCAACCACAGCCCGACGGGCCUGCAACGCGCCGGCCUGGCCCUGACCAACCUCGUAGUCUCCGCUCAGCGCACAGGAUUCGGCGGCCGCUCCGUGGUGGAGCUCGGGCCGGACGCCGCCACGUCCCGCUCCGGCAACGACGAGCUCCCGGAGCACGGCCUCCGGACCGGCGACAUCGUCCUGGUGGCAGAGCAGCCCGCCGGGAGCGCCAAGAAGCGCGAGGUCAAGGAGCUGGAGCGCAAGGGCGCCCGAGGCGUUGUGACCAGAGUGCAGAGGACGUAUGUGGGCGUUGCGCUGGAUGAGGGCAAGGAGGAGGUUGCGUUUUCGGGGAGGGUGUGGGCGGUCAAGUUGGCGGAUGAGGUCACGUAUCGACGGAUGAACUGGACAAUGGAGAAGCUGCAGAAGAUGGUCGAGGCCGAGUACUCCAGCUUCAUAAGAGUUCUCUUUGGACUGUCCAGUCCAUCGCCAGUCCCCCGAGACCUGGCCACCGAUGCUGACGUGGGAAACCUUGAAUGGGUUGAUCCAACCCUCAAUGAUUCUCAGAAAGAUGCCAUUCGGUUUGCAUUGAGCUCUCGCGAAGUGGCCUUGAUUCAUGGCCCUCCGGGGACUGGCAAGACGCACACGCUCAUUGAGCUGAUUCUGCAGAUGAUCAAGCGAAACCAGAGGGUACUAGUCUGUGGCCCUUCAAACAUCUCUGUGGACAACAUUGUCGAGCGUCUCUCGCCACACAAGCUACCUAUCCUCCGGCUCGGACAUCCCGCCCGCCUUCUACCUUCGGUAGUCAACCACUCGCUGGACGCCCUCACUCACACAUCCGAGGCCGGAGCUAUCGUCAAGGAUGUGCGGACCGAGAUGGACGCCAAGCAGGCUUCCAUCAAGAAGACCAAGAGUGGCAAGGAGCGCAAAGCUAUCUAUGCAGACUUGAAAGAGCUGCGGAAAGAGUAUCGCGAGCGUGAGAGGCGGUGUGUUAGUAACCUUGUCGGCGGGAGCAAGGUUGUUCUUGCGACUCUUCAUGGUGCCGGUGGCUACCAGCUGCGCAACGAGGACUUCGACGUCGUCAUCAUCGACGAGGCGAGUCAGGCUCUCGAGGCUCAGUGCUGGGUGCCGUUACUCUCAGCUAAGAAGGUCGUCUGCGCUGGCGACCAUCUGCAACUCCCCCCUACCAUCAAGUCUGCAAACUCCAAGGUCAAGCUGACAUUAAAAGAGGACGUGAAACCCAUAAAGGGCGCGACGCUCGAAACCACACUCUUCGACCGACUCCUGGCUCUGCAUGGACCCUCAAUAAAGCGGAUGCUGACUACCCAGUACCGGAUGCAUGAGAACAUUAUGCGUUUUCCAUCCGACGAAUUGUACGAGUCGAAGUUGGUUGCGGCAGAUGCAGUGAAACAGCGACUCCUCAAGGAAUUGGACUACGAGGUCGAGGAUACCGAAGACACCAGUGAGCCUCUCAUCUUCAUUGAUACUCAGGGUGGCGAUUUCCCGGAGAGAAAUGAGGAAGAUGACAGAGACAAUCCAAAGAAAGGAAGGGGAAGUUUACACGGAGAGAGCAAAAGCAAUGAAAUGGAGGCCGCGCUGGUCAGGCAGCACGUAAAACAACUGGUUGAAGCCGGGGUGCGACCCGAAGACAUUGCCGUUGUGACCCCAUAUAACGCCCAGGUAUGUUCUUCAGGCUGGGGGAUCCAUGUCUUGCAGAACAACAAUUUUGACUUAUCCCCAAUCAUCUAGCUUGCCGUUCUCGCUCCCCUCAAGGAACAGUUUCCCGGCAUUGAACUAGGCAGUGUCGACGGCUUCCAGGGUCGCGAGAAGGAG